AUGCCUCACCAUCUGCAUGCCGAUGUGGAUCGAGUGAUGAGGCACUCUGUGGUUCGACGGGAGGUCAUCCCGUCUGACCGGCUCCCUUUUCUCGUGCCCUCCAUCGCCACCGCUCCGGGUGCUGGCUUCCCCUCAUUGAUUGCAAGAGCACCGGCCUCAUCAGAAACUACCGGAACAUCAGAUUGUGGCUCGAGUGGAUGCACAAAGCCCACAAGCAAUCUGACAACAACGGUGUUGCCCGUCGUACUGGGCGCAGGUGUUCCCAUCCUCUGUGCCAUUGUGGUCCUGAUCUUCCUUCACCGGAGACAUGUGAAGAAGCUGAUGCGGGAGGAUGCAAACGACAAACACAAAUCUUUGGAUUUCGGUAUGGAUAUGGUAGGACCUCCCUCGGGAAAAGGAAGGAAGCUCCCCAAUGGGCUGCAGCCGCAGAUGAUGGAGCCCAGCCAUGCCAAGGGUCUCUCUCUCGACGUCAGCCCGUAUUUGAUGCCCCCUGGUCUCCAUGGCUCCCGAGAAUCUCUGCACUCACUGUCUCGUUCCAUCGAUGAUGACAAGUACCGCCCAGCAGUCUUUGGAAGCCAAGAUAAUGGCUCGCUUCGAUCGUUCCCGAGAAACCGUGGUGAUGAUGGAUCAAGCCUGAGAGGUUCAACCCGCCAUGGAUAUGGCGGUGCAGAGGAGCCCAAUUCGGGACUUUUGCGCAAUGCCCAGCGGAUGUCCCGCUCAUCCCCUCCCCGUUACAAUAACCCUCCUGGCGAGGGGAUGCCGCAGCGUCCUCUGCCGGCUCAUCAGCAAGACCAUCUUGGCCCCGCGCCAGGGUUGACUGCCGCCCCGUCAGAGCACAAUGAACAUGCGAUGGCGAUUGGCAGCGCCACCACCGAUCACAGCGAGAGCCUUGCUCGGGCGGCCUCACCCCCUGGGCCUCAGUUCCAUCCAAACAAUGCAAUGUCGGAGCUGCACUUUGAAAUCGAACCCCCCAUGAGCCAUGCGAACACCUCUUCUCAGGAGGAGCGCCUCAACUUCCCCCUUCCCCACCAUUCGCCAUCUUACCAGGAGUUUGAACAACAUCCCCAGACUUCGACCCCCAUGCAGCUGCCUCGAAUCUCUUUACCCUCCAGCGAUAUCACCAGUAGCGACUAUGGUGAUGACCGCAAGUCGGACCUCAUGAUCCCUGCGGUGAAUGUUCACGGCGCGGAAGAGCACCAACCCCAUCAUGACAAUAAGCUGCCGGAGCUUCCGGAGGAGCCUUCGCAAAACCACCUGGAUCUGGCCUUUGAUAGCAACAACCGUCGUGACACCCGUCGGCUGACUCUCGGUGUGCGUCCCUUGCCCCCAGAGGACCCGGCCGACAACCCCGAGCAGCGCGCCAACCGGAUUCGUUCCUUUUAUAAGGAGUACUUCGACGACAGUAAGCGGGAGACGACCUACUACGAAGACAAUGGCUCCGAAUUCUACGACGGCGGCUACGUGUAUGACCCGACCACCGGCGAUUACUACGAUGCGGCCGCUCCUCCUGCUCCUCCCUUCGCCGAGCCCAUUGGUCGUCGCGCCAUGACUCCCCCUCCUCGGGCGCCUCCUCGAUUCCAAGGUGCUGCCCGCCAUAUGGCCACCAACUCUGCCGGGUUCAAUGGUGUUGGUGGUCCCGGCCCGCGUGCCUUCUCCUCGGCCUCGGGGCGACUGCCCGGUCCUCGCGGCCCCCGGAAGCCCAUGCCUCCACCGGCACCUCUUCAAAUGCUCCCGACUCCUGCCAUGUUGAAAGAUGACUCCUUCCUGAUGGCGGCGGACUUUGCUCCUGGCACGAACGUCCGGGAUCGGCGGGAAGGCCGCCCCGAGACCCCCACCGGUGGCUCGCGGCCGUACAGCCCGGCCAUCCGCGCCCAUACUCCGCUUGCUUCGGCGUUCGACGAGCUGGCUGUGAUCCCCAGCGCUCACGCCCUGCGGAAAUCCGGCACCGACGCAGGCAGCAUCCGUAGCAACCGCACGGGCAUCUCCAACACCCACAUGAACAACAUUCGCAUGGGAAACUACCGCGUCAGCCGGUUGCCGACGGACAUGGUGGGGACCAAGGACGACCUGUUGACCAGCCUGCGCCCCGACUGGGACAUGGGCAAGAGAUAA
Penicillium canariense is the source of this 2112-nucleotide messenger RNA. RefSeq lists its product as uncharacterized. The transcript is spliced from 4 exons. The record is from RefSeq and is a predicted model, not a curated record. Lineage: Eukaryota; Fungi; Ascomycota; Eurotiomycetes; Eurotiales; Aspergillaceae. Bases 1 to 2112 code for a protein of 703 amino acids.